UGAGUGGACCUUUACACACUGCCACUGCCUGUUGCCCUUGGCCGCUCCUCCUCCCCCUGUCAUCUCCUGCAGCCUUGAUCUCCGUCUGGGCCAGCCCGGACAAUGCCCCCCAAUCUCACCGGCUACUACCGCUUCGUCUCACAGAAGAAUCUGGAGGACUACCUGAAAGCCCUAAACAUCCAUGUGGCUCUGCGGAAGCUGGUGUUACUGCUGAAGCCAGACAAGGAGAUUGACGACCGGGGGACCCACAUGACCGUGAAGACUUUGAGCCCCUUCCGCAACUACGUUAUGGAAUUCGAGGUGGGGGUUGAGUUUGAGGAGGACCUGCGGAUCGUGGAUGGACGGAAAUGCCAGACCAUAGUAACCUGGGAGGAGGAGCAGCUGGUGUGCGUGCAGAGAGGGGAGGUCCCCAACCGAGGCUGGAGACACUGGCUGGAGGGGGAGAAGCUGUACCUGGAGCUGACAGCAGGGGAUGCCGUGUGCGAGCAGGUCUUCAGGAAGGUCAGAUAGGGCCUCUGGACAGGCCCCCCCCCCCCCCGACAGCACCUGGUGACAGACCCCCCUGCCUGUGCCCCCUUCCCGCCCUGAUUGCACCUGUCAGUGGUCAAUGGGUCCCUCCUCACCCCUCCCCGUGUUAAUCUGUAACCUGCAGGCCCCAGGCCAGAGUCCUUUCUUUCUCAAACUCCACUGCCCAGUAGUUGACCUCACUUGCAGUUCAAGGUCUGGCCUCCCAGAUGAAAGAAACGGGAAGAGGCGAAAGAGCCCUGGAGAGCAGCCAGUCUCCACUCUGGCCUCCUCUGUUCCUUCUAAGAACUGAACAUCGGGCGUUUGGAUGGGAAAACUGGGGGACCACGGGGGGAACUGUGAGAGGAGCUCCUGGCAGGGUCUCUCUGUCCAUUUCCUUGUCCUUAUUCUCCAGAGAGCUACAGGGGUAGCUCCCCCCCAUCAGACCCCGUCCACACAGAGCUCCGUCCAUGCCCCCUGCCCACACAGAGUCCAGCCCAUGCCCCCUGCUCCCCCACUCCACCACUGUUUUAUACCCCGCCCUACACCUUCAGGAGGAGGGAAGAGGGAUGGGCAAGACCUUGUCUGAAUUGUGCCCUGCCUCCACUUCUGCUUUGGGAAGCAUGGGCAGUCAGAAGGCCAGAAAAGAGCAGGAAAACAGUUGGAAGAUGCAAAGCCACAAGAUAAAAAUAUGAGGGGCCUGGGGGUGUGAGGGUGAUGCUAAGAAGAAGACCCGCGGGUCUGGCCUUAGGGACCCUUUGCUUAAAGAUCAGUAAGGCUGGAGCCAGCGCUGUAGCACUGUGGGUAAAGCCGCUGCCUGCAGCACCACCAUGCAUGUGAGUGCUGGUUGGAGUCCCGGCUGCUCCAUUUCUGAUCCGGCUUCCUGCUAAUAACCUGGGAAAACAACAGAAGAUGGCCCAAGUGCAUGGGCCCCUGCCACCCACGUGCGAGACCCUGAAGAAGCUCCUGGCUCCUGGCUUCAGCCUGGCCCAGCCCUGGAUGAAAGGGCGGCCACCUGGGGAGUGAACCAGCGGAUGGAAGAUCUCUCUCUGCCUCUCUCUGCCUCUC
Molecule: messenger RNA, 1572 nt
Organism: Lepus europaeus (European hare)
Lineage: Eukaryota; Metazoa; Chordata; Mammalia; Lagomorpha; Leporidae
Gene: RBP5
Product: retinol binding protein 5
Exons: 4
Coding region: 103-510 (135 amino acids)
Biological process (GO): fatty acid transport
Cellular component (GO): cytosol; nucleus
Molecular function (GO): fatty acid binding
Source: RefSeq, a predicted model, not a curated record